UAACCCUUGGCUCAGUCCUCAAUGGCCAGCUUGGCAGGCUAGGACCUGCGCACCUGCUGCCUCCCAGGGGACGCACUUGCAGGAAGCUGGAAUCCUAGGCCUGUACCCAGGCUUUCUGAUGGCAGCCCGGGCAUGUCCACCGCUGUGCCCGACACCCUGCCUUCUUCCCACUGAUCUGCUUGCUACCUUCGCCCAGCAUCCUCUAAGGCAUCCACGGCCCCGAUGGAGAACGCAUCACUGACCUAUGAGUACGGGGACUACGGCGACCUUCUGGAUCUCCCUGUGGACUGCCCAAAUGGCAUGUGCCUCUCCCACAACUCGCGCCAUGUGACCCCUCUCGUGCUCUAUGCCGCCAUCUUCCUGGUGGGAGUGCCAGGCAACGCCAUGGUGAUCUGGGUGACCUGGAAGGAGGCCGGCCGGUCAGCUGGGGCCCCCUGGUUCCUGAACUUGGCCGUGGCGGACUUGCUGUGCUGCCUCUCCCUGCCCAUCCUGGCUGUGCCCAUAGCCCAGGGUGGCCACUGGCCAUAUGGGGCCGUGGGCUGCCGGGCACUGUCCUCUGUCAUGUUGCUGUCCAUGUAUGCCAGCGUCCUGCUCCUGACCGCCCUCAGUGCUGACCUCUGCCUGCUGGUGCUCCGGCCCUCCUGGCAGAUGGCGACGUGGCGGACCCGUGGGGUGCAGGUGGCCUGCGGGGCAGCCUGGGUGCUGGCCUUGCUGCUCACGGUGCCCUCUGCCAUCCACCGGCGGCUGCACCAGGAGCACUUCCCGGCCCGGCUGGAAUGCGUGGUGGACUACGGGGGUUCGGUGGUGACUGAGAAUGCCGUGGCGGCCAUGCGGUUCUUGGGCGGCUUCGUGGGGCCACUGGUGGUUGUAGCCGGCUCCCUUGGGACUCUUCUUUGCCGAGGGAACCGACGACAGCGGUCACUGGCCAUGGCUGUCAUCGUGGGUUUUUUUGUUUGCUGGACCCCCUACCAACUGCUGGGGCUGGUCCUGUCCAAGGCCCGCCCGGUCUCCAAGCUCCUGGUUCAGGCCCUGAAGGUGGAACCAUUUGUGGUGGGCCUUGCCCUUGCCCACAGCUGCCUCAACCCCCUGCUUUUUCUGUACUUUGGGAGGGCUCAGCUCCGACAGUCGCUGCUAGCUGCCUUCCGCUGGGCCCUGAGGGACACGCAGGGCCAGGACGCAAGUGUCAUUAGCAAGACCUUCACCAGCCGGGAACCGGUGUCUGAGAUGCGGGUGUAGGCUGGGCGGAUGCUGCCUUCUCCCUGCCUAACCCAUUCUGCAAUUCUGGCUUCAGGCAUGAUGGGAUCCAGGAACUCAAUGCUAUCCUUGCUGUGUGCAAGGUGCGGAUACAGGCACAGGACAGUGACAGUGAACAAGACAUACCUGUGCUCUGGGAGCUGACACUAUAGGGGGGAGGGAAGGGGACAGACAGACGCAAGAGUAGGGGGGAUUCUGAGGGGCCCAAGAGGGCUGCG
Messenger RNA from Ochotona princeps (American pika), 1472 nucleotides. RefSeq names its product complement C5a receptor 2 (gene C5AR2). The transcript has 2 exons. The coding region runs from base 223 to 1236 and encodes 337 amino acids. Gene Ontology annotation, molecular function: complement component C5a receptor activity; G protein-coupled receptor activity. NCBI's taxonomy places the organism in Eukaryota, Metazoa, Chordata, Mammalia, Lagomorpha, Ochotonidae. Gene Ontology annotation, cellular component: plasma membrane. Gene Ontology annotation, biological process: chemotaxis; inflammatory response; complement receptor mediated signaling pathway. The record is from RefSeq and is a predicted model, not a curated record.